Molecule: messenger RNA, 6881 nt
Organism: Lates calcarifer (barramundi perch)
Lineage: Eukaryota; Metazoa; Chordata; Actinopteri; Centropomidae
Gene: ccndx
Product: cyclin Dx
Exons: 4
Coding region: 5313-6269 (318 amino acids)
Biological process (GO): mitotic cell cycle phase transition; positive regulation of G1/S transition of mitotic cell cycle; regulation of cyclin-dependent protein serine/threonine kinase activity
Cellular component (GO): cytoplasm; cyclin-dependent protein kinase holoenzyme complex; nucleus
Molecular function (GO): cyclin-dependent protein serine/threonine kinase regulator activity
Source: RefSeq, a predicted model, not a curated record
ACUUUUUACUCCUCUGCAUUUAUUUGAGAGCUUUAGUUACUUUCAGAUUUAGGUUUUGCAUUAAAAAAAUGUGCGAUAAACUAUUAAAAAAUACAACACUCAGCCUUUUUAGCUCAUGACAGGGCGUCUGCAGGUUCUUAAAAAGUCAUUACAUGGUCUUAAAUUAAAAUUUGUGAGAUCUGAAACAUUUAAUUGAUUUAAUUUACCCAAUUUUAAACUUUAUUUUGUCAAAUAAGUCAAGCUCCUCUGCGUUAACGUCCACAUUUCUGCUGUUAAAAAUCAUUAAACCUGCCACUGAACCUAAAACUGUCUUUUUACUUUAUACUUGCACUUACCUCUCUACCGACCAUAUUCCUACAGAAAACCUGCCUCUGCACAGGACCACAUAUAUAAUGCUUAAACUUUAUAUUUACCUGCAUGAUUAUGUCCAAAAAUCAGUCUUAAUUUGACUUUAAAAAACAUUAAAUCUAAGUGUCUAAUACUGAGAGAGAUAAUUCCUCUCUAAACCUCUCGGAUGUUUUCAUUUUAAUAACUGUAUGAGGCUGAAACAGAUGAUUUUAUCUGAUAUUUUAUGAUAAAAAAGCAGAAAAGGCCAAAGAAUAAAUAGAAAUUUGUGCAGCACAACUUUGUUUUUCUUCUUUCCUCCCCAUGAAUAAAGUCACGACCCCUGAGAUUUAUCUGGCGGCCAUUUGGAGGGACCCAACCCCCAGGCUGGGAACCACCAGAGUAAAGUAUCUAACUGUAUUUAAGUAUUUUUGACAUCACAGUAUAAGUACUUUUACUAGGUAAGAGUAAAGAAUCAGUGCUUUGAUGAUCUGAUCAUAUGUUUAGUGCAGUAAAAAGAAUAUUUCCCUCUGAGUCGAAGUAUAAAAUGGAAAUACUCAGGUGAAGUAGAAGUUCCUCACAGCUGUGGAUGAUUUGUGCGACGACAGAUGAAAAUUAAAAAUAAUUCAAAGUGAAGAACAGCUGAUAAACACAAAUAUAAAAGCUGUAGUUUUGGGAUUAAACUGAUAAACUCUGAUUAUUCCAGUGUGACAGUAACAUUGUUUAAUCCAGUAUCUUAACUUGUGAACUGGUUAAACUUUGCCCUCUCUCCCUCCUCUCUCCUCCUCCCCUCUCCUCCCCCUCUGGGAGGACCAGCAGGUGUCAGUGUGAGGUGAAUGGCUGAGGGGGAAAAUAGGACCUCUGUUCUCCACUGUCCCGGGAAAUGAGCUGGAAAAUGAGGGGCGGGGUUAACCACACCUCCUUUUUUCCCGUCGCUGUCUCUUCUCCGCCCCUCGAUCCGUGUUGUUUGAAUACAGCUGCGAUGUAUGAAUUUAACAGGGUGCUUAAACAGGGACCGGCGAUCUGGCACUCCUCACCCUCCUCCUCCUCCUCCUCCUCCUCGCCCAACCUGACCUCACUUGACUGCCAGAGCCAAACUCACUCACUCCUUCAUUCAAACUCAAUCUGCUUUCAGCUCCUCUCAAAGCCUGUUUUAUGGGCGAGGGUCGUGUCGACAGCUUUAAACCCCAUAUUCUCUCACUAAUGCCACAAUCGAGCCGAGUGUCGGAGGAUUACGGCCUCUUCAUGGUCUCAUUAGAAAAGCUGUUAUCUGCAGUAGAUGAUGUGGCUCUGCAUCCACUCCCUGUGCUUUCCUUUGCUCUGGGUGUGUGUUCGGACGAUAAUUUCACAGGUUUCAGUUUUAUUUAUUUAGAUUUUGUCAGUUCUUCUUUAUUCUGCCUAAAUUUAUCACUUAAAUCAGAGUUUAAUCUGCUUUUAUCACAAAAUCCAAUCAAUAAUCUGCCGCUUAGUGUGAAACUUUAUUAUUGAUUUUAUUAUUAUUAUUAUGAUUAUUUUUAUACCUUUUUUUUAUCAGCACAACUUCCUUUAUUUCCUUUUUCUUUCUCCACUCUACUUGUUAACAUUUUUCUGCAUUUUUUAAGUGAACACAAACACAACAACAAUAUAUACAAAUACAACAAUACAACUGCGUCAACAAAACAAAAUUAAAGCAAGAAAACGAACCUAAAACAAAAUCAGGACGACGUAGAUACAAAAAAUAAAUGAAUGGAUUAAAUAAAAUGAUGAUAACAAAGAGAACAAACGCAACAAGAGACACCUGUUGUACGUGGAAUUACACUAAAUAAUGCAGUUAUGACAUUAGGUUCAAUCAGUUUUCCUGUAACCUCUGAUAACAGUGUACAACCUUCUGAAGUGGAUCCAUCGUGUGGAUUAUUGUGGAAGAAAAUUUCUGCAGCCACCGAAAGUAAUAACAGGAGGCUUCACUCAUUAAACUCUCUUUGAAAAAGACAAACACAGAAAAGUCCAAAUCUAAGAAGACAGAUGUCUCUGAGCUGCAAAUAAGAGAAACAGAUUCAUUACAAACAUGUUCUUUAUCUGAAAGCAGGAAUUCCAGCUAUGUGAUUCAGACAGUUUGUCCAUAUGUCAGUUUAUCUGCUGUCACUGAUACAGACAGACCACAUCAAACUCACAGAUUAAAACUCAUCUGUAACAGAAAACUAUAAAAACUGAGGGUUUUAAAAUGUGAAAUAUAGUUUUUCUGUUUUCUUUAUUUAAACAUCCAAGUUUAUAUUCACCGCUCUAACCCUGCUGACUGCUGUAACUAAGUACAUUUACCUGAGUAUUUCCAUUUUAUGCCGGUUUAUUGUCCUCUGCAGUUCACAGGGAGAUCUUCUACUUUUUACUGUUUAUUUUCACACAAAGAAAUCUUUACAUAAAACAACCUGAUGUCACAGAUUAAAGGUAAAAGGUCAAAUGCCACCUACACAUUAAUACAUCAGCAAUAAUUCUCCAAUAAUAUAAUAAUACAACAUUAUUUUUCUUAUACUAAGUUCAGUUUCAGUUCUUAUAAUUUAGCUGCAUUUUGCUAAUAAUACAUAUUUAGUUUUAGUGAAGCAGCACUUUAAAGACAGGACUUAAGUAAUGGAGUAUUUUUACAUUACAGUAUUGCUGCUUUUACUUUGAAAGGAUGUGAAUACUUCCUCCGUUGCUGUAAAAUAUGAAAGAAUCAGUUCCAUAAUCACUAAAUUAAAUGUUAUAAUUUUAAUUAAAAACCUCUGAAGUUGAUUUAUUAUAAACAUGACCGUGAAUCUGCUUCUAGUCGUAGUGAGUAAAGCAGUCGUCACGUCCAGGUUGAAUAGAGUAUGAGAGCUGAAAUCAAGUCCUGCUGGUGUCAGUGCGCUCGUCCAUUUAACUCCUCAUUGGAAACAUGAGCUGCCAUUGAAGCCUUAAUGUGUGAAAAGCCACCUGUAAUGACUGUGUCAAAUACAAUCUGUAUUCUCCACUGGUGAGCGUGCGACCCCAUUGUGACCGUCAGAGGAGUCCCCGGGGAGUGUGUGAAAAGUGUGUCUACCCCGUGAAUGUGUAAAGUGUGUGUGUGUGUGAGAGGAUCCAGCAGCAGGCAGAAGGCCAGGGGCUGUUGUCUGACACUGAUUUGAAAAGGGAGACAAUACGGCUCAUUGACCUGCCCCGGCUCCACUGUCUGUUGCACAUACCUCGCCCAGCCCUCCCCGGUGGCUUCGCUGCUCUUUAAACUCGAGCAGCAGAUUGCCACAGGCGCUGGGAGGGGAGGCCGACGGGACACAGGUUGCUUUGACAAUGAGAAUCCUCAGAGAAAAGAGAGAGGAGCCAAAACUUUGAUGAACACAUUUACUUUUACUGCAUUUUCUUCUCUCUCUGACCAAGAAAUAUGAGAUUAAUGAAGCAGCUUUUACUGUUUUUACACUAAUUUGACUCUUGGUGACGUGAAAAUGAGAAUUUAGACAAGUUGUUCCCAAAAUUUCAGAUUAUGAAUUCACUGAAACUGAACAAAAUGUGUUUUGCUUUUGAAGCACAUUUCUCCUGGUGUGAUCAUUAAAAAUGAUGCUGCAGGUCAGUUUAACAAGAAACUUUACCAAAAUAAUGAUUUAGCACUUAACAGUAAUGAAAAACCUUCUCGAAAUAUGAUUAUAAACAUUCUCUAAAUAUUGAGCUAAUAUCUCAAAAUAACAAUAACUUUUCUUGAAAUAAUGAGUUCAUCUUAAAAAAAAGAAUUUUCUUGAAAUAGUGAGUCAGUACAUCAAAAUAAUUCUAAACUUUACUAAACUAUUGAGCUAAUAUCUUAAAAUAACCAUAACUUUUCUCAAAAUAAUGAAUUAUUAUCUCAAAAUAAUCAUUAAAAUUCUCAAAAAUAAUGUCAUAUUUUUAUUUUCUGCAGUUUCUGGAUCAGUUAAGUCAUUGUUUCCUUGUUUGUAUUUAUGUUGUUUGCAUCCAGCAGCUUCAUGUUCUGUUUGUUUUAAUAUUGUUUUGUUUACGAAACAGUCAGAAAAUAAUGAAAAAUCUGAGCAAAAUAAUUUCUCUCAUUCUCAUUUUGAAAUAUCUUGUUUUUUUCUAAAAAAAUCAUGCAAAAGGAAAAAAAUAUUUAAUUUAUAAUCAAAAAAGGGGAAGAAAAAACAAAAUCUUCAUGUUUAAGAUGCUGGAAUCAGCUAAUUUGCUGCAUUCUUGCUUGCAAAAUUAUUUAAAUUUUAAUCAAUUAUAAGAAUUCUUGCCGAUUUUAUUCUCUGUCAACUGAAUAAUUGAUUAUAUUACUGAUUAUUUCAGCUCUACCUUCCUUAACAACUUGUUUAAUUUUGCCUACAGAGGUAAAACUAUCCAGUAUCUCUCAGGACAAAUCAAAAAUUGGAGAAAUAAUUUUAAGAAUAGACAUUAUUUUUCUGUUUUUUUACACUUCACAUUUAUCAGAUGAGGCAGGAUUCUGACGUGUUGCCUUCCCUCCUCACGUUGUAAACAAACACCCUCGUCCUUUUGUCUCUUCCCAUUGUCAGAGUGUGGAGGUGACCUCUCCUCUCUCUCUCUGCCUCUCACCCCUCGCAGCCUUUUCUUUUCCUCCCUUCUCUCUUUCACUGUCGGGGACAAGCUGUUGCUCAGUCCCCUGCGGGCCACUCCCUCUCUUGUCUGCUCCUCUUUCCUCCCCCCCUUAACCUCCCUCCUCCUCCCCCCCGUGCUCUCCGUCUUCUCUCCACCUGUUGGAGUGAUUGUUGCUCAGAGCGUAUUGUUGUCUUCUUCUUAUUUUAUGUCACUCACGAGGGUCCCCGCCCCUCUCUGCGCUCCUCUCCCUUCCCUCCCAGCCACUCCCCCUCCCUCUCUCUCCCCCUCCCUCCCUCCCUGCUGGGUAUAAAACUCUGUGGAGGUAGCUGAAGGGUGAGACUCAGCAGAGCACCACAGGACCACUGAGUCCAAACCAAAGCAGGACAAACGAGGAUCUGCAGGGAGGCGACAGGUUUCCUCCCCAUUUUGGACGUAAACAAGGUUUUACCCAUCAGGCUUUGCAGAUGGACAGAGGCAUGUCUGUGUCUCUGUGGUGCGAGGAGGUGGAGGAUGACCAGAGCCAGGACCAGGACCAGGACCAGGACCGGGGCCACAUCAGGGGCCCGUCUCAGCUGCGAGCCGCCUGGGACCCCACGGUGUCGGGGCAUCGUGUGAUCCAGAGGCUGCUCCACGUGGAGGAGCGGUACAUGCCCUCCAUGCUCUACGUCACCCUCAUCCAGAGGGACCCGGAGCGCAGGGAGGAGCUCGCCAAGUGGGCCCUGGAGGUGUGCUGCGAGUGCGGCUGCGACGAGGCCGUGUUCCCUCUGUCCGUCUCUCUGAUGGACAGGUUCCUGUCCGCCUCUCUGUCUCUGCCCGUCUCGCCGUACUGCCUGGCCGCCGGCUGCAUCCUCAUCGCCUCCAAACUCACGGAGUGCGACAACGUCACCGCCGACACACUCUGCGCUGCAGCUGAGUACAGCUUCCAGCCUUCGACCCUGAGGGAAAUGGAGCGAGUCAUCCUCGCCACGCUCCGCUGGGACACAGCAGCCGUGACUCCUCAGGACUUCCUCCCACAUUUUCUCGCCUCCGUGGAGCCGCAGAGAGGAGACGGAGGCGGCGGCGAGUCCGAGGAGGAGCUGCUCUCCACCCUGCGGCGGCACAGCGACACGCUGGCCGCCAUGUGCGUCUGCGACUCCCGGUUUCUUGGAGCUCCGCCGUCACUUGUUGCUGCUGCGUCGCUGAACUGUGCACUGAGAGGUCUGGGCAGCAGGGGCCCCUCUCAGCUGGCUCUGAUGAGUGAAGCACUGGCAGAGCUGUGCCAGACUGACCUGGCGGUGCUGCAGUGCUACAGCGAGAUGAUCGAACAUGGCCUCCGGCAGCGGCUGAGGAGUGGGCUUCAGCAGGGCCCCUCGGAGAAAGACGAGGAGGUGGAGAACGAAAGAGCCGGGACUCCUACUGACAUGAGGGAGAUUGACUUCUAAACACUGAAUCAGCUGUGUUGCAUUGAAAGUGUAAAUCAAUCAGAGCCCUCCAUGUUCAUCAGUCAAACUGAUAUAAAUUGAAAAUGACCUCAAAAUGCUCAGACAUGGUUUUAUACACGUUGACAUGAUUGUUUGUUAUUAUUAUUGAGUGACUGCUAAUUUAUUUUUAUUUAUUUGUGAACAAUUUUGCAACUGUGUUUCCCAUGUGCCAUAUUUUAUUCUAUUAAUUUUAUUGUAGGGAUGUAGAUGUUAUUUUGAUGCAUAAUAUUUAUACCUUUAAUUUAUUAUCACGUGCAAUUGUUGUCUCCUUUGAUGUUAAUUUAUUUCAAUUUGCCAUGACUUUGUGUUCAUGUACUGAAUUAAAUAUACAACAAAUCUAUUUUUAAAACAAUUAAAAACUUUUGUACAUAGUUUGUGUCUAUUAUUUAAUAAUAGGAUAAUGAUGCCUUCAAGUGUUAUUCAUAGCAUAGAGCUCUUGCUGUUAGUUGCAGUUCAUCUGACUCUAGUGGGACGUAAUAAGCUCUUUAUUUGACCCCUAGGCAGAAGGAAGUUUUGGUGACUGUUUUUGCUUUUUUAUUUUAUUUUUAAAAUCACUAUUUUGGUAAUAUUUUU